Phymastichus coffea is the source of this 3067-nucleotide messenger RNA. It is a transcript of the gene Mer, whose product is annotated as merlin. Bases 482 to 2413 code for a protein of 643 amino acids. The transcript is spliced from 8 exons. Gene Ontology annotation, biological process: positive regulation of protein localization to early endosome; positive regulation of early endosome to late endosome transport; regulation of gliogenesis. Gene Ontology annotation, cellular component: apical part of cell; cytoskeleton; plasma membrane. Gene Ontology annotation, molecular function: cell adhesion molecule binding; actin binding. The record is from RefSeq and is a predicted model, not a curated record. NCBI's taxonomy places the organism in Eukaryota, Metazoa, Arthropoda, Insecta, Hymenoptera, Eulophidae.
UAUAUUCAAAAGCAUAUGUGUGUAAAUGUGUGUGUAUAUAUAUAUAUUUGCAAUAUUUUAUAACAUACAAAGUGCUCGAAUGAAAAAUGUGAUUCUAUCGUGAGUUUUUGAGCGCCUUUUAAAUCCCUGCUAGUUAAUUUGGAGACAAUAAGAUCGCUCCGAAAUAAUUCAAAGUAUUUGUUUACUUUGUGAUUAAGAAAGAAUACAACUCCGAAUGGAGGGUAAAUCGAAGAUUAUAACGAUUUCUGUCUCUGAGGUCUUGUGAUUAAAGGUUAAAUUAGUUGUAUACUUUUAUGAAGUUUCGUCGAACUAAAAAUAAACUUUAAUUGCCAGAGUAACCUCAAAUCAAACGAGAUUCUUUACCUGGCUGAUUCAUACGUAAUAAUAGUGUCCUAAUGUUUACCAAAGUUGAAAUUGAUGUGACGUGCGCGCGUUUUUAUGAUAGGGAGUAUGACAAUGAAGAUGGCAAGCACUACGAACAAUGAAAAAUAAAAUGCCACCGUUUCGCAGAAAAAAAUCCACCAAGUCUUUUCCUGUUAAAGUUUGUACUUUGGAUGCUGAGCUCGAAUUUAACUUAGAGUGGAGAGCAACAGGAAGAGACUUAUUUGAUUUAGUAUGUCGCACAAUAGGUCUUCGAGAAACAUGGUACUUUGGUCUUCAGUACGAAGAUUCAAAAGGUUUCAUAUCAUGGCUCAAAUUAGACAAAAAAGUUCAAGACCAAGGUGUUCCACAACAGUCAACAACCACAUUCAUGUUCCUUGCCAAAUUUUAUCCAGAAGAUGUUGCAGAAGAGCUUGUUCAAGAAGUUACCCAGCAUCUUUUCUACCUCCAAGUUAAACAAGCUAUAUUAUCAAUGGAUAUUUAUUGCCCACCAGAGGCUUCUGUUUUAUUAGCGUCAUAUGCUGUUCAAGCAAAGUAUGGGGAUUAUGAUGAGGCAUCUUAUCAACCAGGAAUGCUCGCCAGUGAAGAUUUACUGCCACAACGAGUCAUUGAUCAGUAUCAAAUGACCCCAGAGAUGUGGGAAGAUAGAAUAAAAAUUUGGUAUGCUGAUCAUAAAACAAUGUCCAGGGAUGAAGCUGAAAUGGAGUAUUUGAAAGUUGCUCAGGAUUUAGACAUGUAUGGUGUUAAUUACUUUCCUAUUAGUAACAAAAAGGAGACAAACUUGUGGUUAGGAGUGACAGCCUUGGGACUGAACAUCUAUGAAAAGGAGAACAAGCUAACACCAAAGACAACAUUUGCGUGGUCGGAGAUACGUCACAUAAGUUUUGAUGACAAGAAAUUCAUCAUCAAGCCAGUGGACAAGUCGUCGCCAAACUUCGUCUUCUUCUCGCAGAAAGUGCGAAUGAACAAACUGGUAAAGAAAAAAUCCGGUGUUGGGCGCUGGGUGAAGGGUGGCUUACAGGUAGCUUUAGGUAUGGACGAGCAAAUUAGUGAACGAGCGACUCGCGCCUUAUUUGUUAAGAUCUUGGAUCUGUGCAUCGGCAAUCACGACCUGUUCAUGAGGAGGCGCAAACCUGACUCUAUGGAGGUGCAGCAGAUGAAGGCGCAAGCUAAGGAGGAAAAAUCUCGGCGGCAAAUUGAAAGAAACAAGCUGGCACGAGAGAAACAGCUGAGAGAAGCUGCGGAAAGAGAAAAAGCAGCUAUGGAGCAGAGACUAAUGCAGUAUCAAGAAGAAAUACGUCUUGCUAAUGAAGCUCUCAGACGUUCGGAAGAAACGGCAGAUCUUUUAGCGGAGAAAAGUCGAGUCGCCGAGGAAGAAGCAAUGCUGCUAAGUCAAAAGGCAUCGGAAGCCGAGCAGGAAGUAACACGAAUCAGAUUGAACAACAUGAAAACUGAAGAAGAAAAAGUACAUUUGGAGCAGAAAACUAGAGAUGCUAUUCGCCUUACAGAAAUGCUGGUUCAAGAGUCCGAAAAACGAGCUUUAGAAGAGAAAAGAUUGAAAGACGAGCUUUUACGCGCUCGUAUCGCUGAAAAGGAAGCGAAGGAAAAGCUGCUUGAGUUUUUGAAUAGAAAUACUUAUACCUCGGCUAUUCCGCCUGCUUCAAACCUUUUUCCUUCUACGCAAGUCUUACCUUCAGAAUUACAAGCCGACUUACAAACACUCCAUCUCGAGUCUGAGCCACUGACGACGGAAGUACACUGCUACGACUUGAUCGCGGACGGAGACGUAGAUCAAUUAUCUUUAGAAAUUGAAAAAGAACGAGUGGAUUACUAUGAGAAGAGUAAACAUCUCCAAGAGCAGUUACGUGAACUUCGAUCGCAAAUCGAAGUACUCAAAGUCGGCGAAAAGCAGUGUGAAUUGGACCAAUUACACGAGGAACAAGUACGCCUUGGUGAAAACAAAUAUAGCACACUGAAGAAAGUCAAAUCGGGCUCGACCAAAGCUCGAGUCGCUUUCUUCGAGGAGUUGUAGUCUUCAUUUUUCCUUUUUUUCAUUCGAUGUAUUGUAUUUUUUUAAGUAACCCAAGUGCUAUCUGCAGUAAUUCGUGUAUUAUACCGAUAAAUAUUGUAAGACGCAGGCUGUGUGCCGUUGAGACGCCAAACUGCAAGUUGCUGAAUUUUUUUUCGGCAUGCUGUUCUUUUGACCGUAGGUGUUUAAGCUUUUUUUAUACUAACUGUACCGGCUUGUCUACUUUUCUAAAAAAAAAGAAAAAAACGUUUACGCAGAGUAAAAUGUGUAUUUAUUAGUCACGAGAAAAUUUAACGUGAUUAGCUUUUUUUAGAGACCGUUCUAUUUAGAACCAAUAAGCUUAUAUUUUUUAAAUGGAUUGUUUGUGCCUUGAAAUUGAUCAAAAUACGCAUAUAAAUCGACAUUUUAUUAAACACAAACGAGAUAUUUAAUGCUUGUCUUAUAUGUACAUGAUUUUAUAUUGACAAUAUAUUUUGUUAUACUUUUGAAGAAGACAACUAAGAAUGUCACGUGGUAAAUAUAUAAAAGAUGAAGUGUCUAUCUGCGUGAUAGACAAUAGCUUUAUAUAAAUUUUAAGUGCCUUAUAUCAUCUCGUAUAAUUAUACAACAGUCAAUUUUACUCAAUAAAGCUUAUAAAUUAUGUACAGUAUAUAUAUG